AUGAUUAAUCCAGCUUUCGAAGCAGAAUCAAACGAUAUUAAUACUGAUGUGUCAUACAUCACUGAUUAUAUAGCUGAUCAACAGUCUUCAUUUAAAGAUAUCAAUAGUGAUUCUAAAAAAUUUCAUUUGAAUGAAAUUUCUAUGCCAACUGAAUGCAAAAUCGAUCAGUUUAAUGACAAUCAUGUUUAUGAUGAUAAUGAGUUAAGUAAUGAUGCCCAAGGCGAGAAAUUUGAAGAAUUAGACGAUAUUAAUACAGUUCAACAAAUACAGACUAAUAUGGCUGUUCCUUCGGGUGUAGCUGAAAUGAUUCAACGAACAUCCGUUUAUCUUAGACGGUUUUUUCAUAAAUCAGAGAAGCCUAAGAAAUCUCAAGUUCAUCGUUUGAAACUAUGUGAAAUUUAUAGAUUUGCUGAUAAAUUGGAUGUUUUCUUGAUGAUUAUUGGUACAAUAGCUGCAAUAAUAGCUGGUGCACUUUUGCCACUGAUGCUAUAUCUUUAUGAAAGAGUAUUAGAUAGUCUUGUUGAUAUGGAAAGAUUGCAGACAAUUGUUAAUGCUUCUAUUUUCAUGAACAAUAGUUUCGGUGAAUGUUUUGUUGUACCAGGCAAUAAUACUGAGACUCAAUCACCUUAUGAUGCUAUAGUUGGGAUGAUAAAUUAUUUUGCCCUUCUUGGAUCUCUUAGCAUUCUUUGUUACUGGAUCGCUUGGGCAAGUUGGAUUAUAGCUGCUGAAAGACAAGUUCGACGUAUCCGUUAUGCUCUUUUUCGAAAUAUCCUACGACAAGAAAUUGGUUGGUUUGAUGUACAUAAUACAGGUGAAUUGAGUAAUCGUCUUAUCAGAGAUUUAGAUACUAUCAAAGAUGGAAUAAAUGAUAACAUGGCGGAUUUGAUUACUCUCCUUGCUCGCAUAUUAAGUACACUAAUCUAUAUUCUUGUAAUAGGAUGGAAAUUAACACUUGUUUCUUUAUCAUUGUUACCGCUAAUGAUUUUUGCUUUCAAGAUGAUAAUUAAAACCACUGUGAACUAUACAAGUAAAGAAAUUCAAGCUUUUGCAUCAGCAUCAUCAAUUUCUCAAGAAGUAUUACAAAACGUUCGAACAGUCACAACAUUUCAUGGUCAAGCAAAAGAAGAAGAAAGAUUUGCUAAGAAUUUAAUUGUAGCAAAAAACAUUGGAAUUAAAAAAGCUCUAUAUGUGGGAAUAUGGCUAGGUCUUGCAUACAUUUGUGCUUAUGUAUCACAUACAUUGACAUUUUGGUAUGGUUCACAACUUGUUCGGACUGAUUGUACAAAUUACUCAGCUGGUAUAGUCAUGGUGGUGUUCAUGGGAUGUAUGUAUGCAUCAAGCUAUACGGCAUACCUUACUCCAAAUAUUCAACAUUUUGCAGAAGCCUUGACCAGUGGAAGUUAUGUAUUCGACAUAAUCGAUCGACAAACAAAGAUUGAUGUAUCGAGUGAUGAAGGUGAUAAGCCACAAAAUAUGAUUGGUGAUAUUGAAUUUAACAAUGUUACUUUUACUUAUCCUGCACGACAAGAAACUCCUAUUCUCAAUAAACUAUCAUUGAAAAUUUUAUCUGGUAAAACUGUUGCUUUAGUCGGAGCAUCAGGAUGUGGAAAAAGUACAAUAAUUCAGUUGAUUCAACGAUUCUAUGAUUCAGAUGAAGGUCAAAUUUUAUUAGAUGGAAAAGAUAUUAAAACAUUAAAUGUUUCUUGGCUUCGUUCACAUAUUGGAAUUGUUAGUCAAGAACCUGUUCUUUUCACUGGAUCUAUUGAAGAUAAUAUUCGUUUUGGAAAACUAAAUGCAACUGAUGAUGAAGUUCAAACUGCUGCUAAAAAGGCAAAUGCACAUGAUUUUAUCAUGGAAUUUCCAGAGAACUAUAAGACAUUAUCAGGUGAUAAACUAAGUGGUGGUCAAAAACAACGAGUGGCUAUUGCUCGAGCAUUAGUUUCAAAUCCCAAGAUUCUUCUUUUAGAUGAAGCAACAAGUGCACUUGAUAAUACAAGUGAACGUAUUGUUCAAGAUGCAUUAGAUAAAGCAAAACAAGGUCGAACAACAAUUGUGAUUGCUCAUCGUUUAAGUACAAUACGAAAUGCUGACUUGAUAAUUGGAUUAGAACAUGGUCGAGUGAUUGAAUAUGGAAUUCAUGAUGAUUUAAUGAAACACAAAGGUCUUUAUUAUGAAUUAGUAAUAACUCAAACUCAAAAAGAAGAACAAGCUGAUCUAGACAGUGAUCAAGAAGAUGAUAAAAUGGAAGAAGAAUUUGUUCGACAAAGAUUAGCAAAUUGUAAUCUUUCAAAACAAUCUGACAUCGUGAUUGACGAUUUGGAUAAAAAUGUUGAGAACAAUGAGGAGACAAUAUUCGAUGAUCCUUCGAAGAAAAAAAAGGAACGUUUUCGUACUUCGUUAGCAUUAACAAUUUUGAAACUCAAUGCUCCAGAAUGGCUUUGGCUUCUUCUGGGUGGAAUUUUUUCUCUUAUUUCUGGUGCUACCCAACCACUUUUUGCAUUGUUUCUUGCCAAAAUCUUUAGUUUAUUUGUUGAACCAAAUCUUGAAGAACAAAAACGUUUAAUAAACAUUUAUGCUGCAUGUACUUUUCUUACUGGCCUUGUUGCAGCAGUAACUCAGCUUCUUAUUAAUGUUGGAUUUGCUAAAUCAGGUGAAGAGUUAACUAUGCGUAUGCGAAAAUUAAUAUUUUCUGCGAUACUUCGACAAGAAAUGAGUUAUUUCGAUUAUGAAACGAAUUCAUCUGGGGCUCUUAUCACACGUCUAUCAAUUGAUGCAUCUUCUUUAAAGGGCAUGACUGGCGCUCGUAUUGGCACCAUACUUCAAGCAUUAAGUGCUACAAUAACGUGUCUUGCUGUUGCAUUUUCAGUUGGCUGGAAAUUAGCAUUUGUUGUUAUCUGCUUUGUUCCUCCGAUAUUGUUCGGUGGAAUAGUUCAAGGUAGAAAACAAAACAAUAUAGCUAAAUCGAAAGAUAAAAGCUCAUUCACUGAACAAGGUGGACAGUAUGCUACACAAGCUAUAGAACAUAUUCGUACGGUCGUUGCUAUUCAUCAAGAAAAACAUUUUAUAGAUCUUUAUGAGAAUGUAUUCAACCAAGAAUUCAAAAAACAAAUGUGUCAUUUACAUUUAAUGGGAAUAGGUACUGGAGUGGCGAAUUCAACGAUUUAUUUUGCUUACAUGGCAACUUUUUCAUAUGGUAAUAAACUUGUCAAAGACGGAGAUAUGAAAUUUGAUGAAGUGAUCAGAAUUCUUAUCGCUAUUACAUUUGCUACGAUAACUAUUGGUCGUGCAAUAGCUAUGAUUCCCGAUUAUUCAAAAGCACAACAAGCAGCAUUAAGAAUCCUACAACUUGAUCAAAGACAAUCAGAAAUCAAUCCUCAUGAUGAAUCAGGUAUCAUUUUGAAUAAAGUUAUUGGAAAUAUUGAAUUUGAUGAUGUUCAUUUUCGAUAUCCAAGUCGGCCUACUUUUCGCAUCCUUAGAAAUUUCUCAUUAAAAUGUUCAACUGGUCGUACAACAGCACUUGUUGGUCCAUCAGGUAGUGGAAAAUCAACUAUUAUUGGAUUAUUACAACGAUUCUAUGAUCCAUUGAAUGGCAAAGUUUUACUUGAUGGACAUGAUAUAAAAUAUCUUAAUCUUCGAUGGCUUCGAUCAUUAAUGGGUUUUGUUCAACAAGAACCAGUUCUUUUUAAUCUUUCUAUUUAUGAUAAUAUUGCUUAUGGCGAUAAUAGUCGACAAAUAACACAAGAUGAAAUUGAAACUGCAGCACGAAUGGCUAAUAUUCAUGAAUUAAUCAUCUCAUUACCCAAGGGUUAUGAAACAUUAUGCGGAGCAAAAGGUAGCCAAUUAUCAGGUGGACAAAAACAACGAAUUGCUAUUGCUCGAGCAUUAAUUCGUUCACCAAAGAUUCUUCUUCUUGAUGAAGCAACAUCAUCAUUAGAUAGUAAGAGUGAAAAAGUUGUUCAAGCAACAUUAGAUAAAGCAAGAUCUGGUCGAACAUGUUUGACUGUUGCUCAUCGUUUAUCAACAAUUCAAAAUUCAGAAAAUAUUGUUGUUGUUGAUCGAGGCAAAGUGAAAGAACAGGGUACACAUGAUGAACUCUUGAGAUUAAAUGGAAUUUAUACUCAAUUAGCAUCAACGCAAGGAAGAUCGACUUAA
This is a messenger RNA of Rotaria sordida, 4152 nucleotides long. The record is from the annotation of a GenBank genome assembly. NCBI's taxonomy places the organism in Eukaryota, Metazoa, Rotifera, Eurotatoria, Philodinida, Philodinidae.